Messenger RNA from Trematomus bernacchii (emerald rockcod), 5182 nucleotides. It is a transcript of the gene mki67, whose product is annotated as marker of proliferation Ki-67. The record is from RefSeq and is a predicted model, not a curated record. Bases 172 to 4926 code for a protein of 1584 amino acids. Gene Ontology annotation, biological process: regulation of mitotic nuclear division; regulation of chromosome segregation. Gene Ontology annotation, cellular component: chromosome; nucleus. NCBI's taxonomy places the organism in Eukaryota, Metazoa, Chordata, Actinopteri, Perciformes, Nototheniidae. The transcript is spliced from 16 exons. Gene Ontology annotation, molecular function: protein binding.
GCAUAGCUUCCGUUAGCCAUUCGUCGAUGUACAUUGUAGGGCAUGGUACAGUAUAAAUUUAGUCUGAUGUGAUAUUAUAGAAACAUUUCUGUUUGUCACGUCCCGGUAGAUGUUUAUGGAUUGCCAGAAGUUGAAGUGACUUUGAGCGGACUUACAGGUAACGUUACGAAAAUGCCUUUGCAUGGAAAAAUUGUCGUGAUAAAGAGGAGUGGAGGAGAUGGGACUGAAUUUCCUCUUACUGGAACAUGCUUGUUCGGAAGGGUGGCCGAGUGCGAUAUUCGUAUUCAGCUUCCUCAUGUAUCCAAGGAGCAUUGCAGGAUUGACUUGAAUGAAAAUAAAGAGGUUGUUUUGACUAAUUUGAGCUCAACGAAUCCUACCCGUGUCAACGGAGAGGCUUUGCAGCAGUCUGAGCGUUUGAAGAACGGAGAUGUGAUAACCAUUAUUGACCGCUCUUUCAGGUUUGAGUACCCUCCUGCACCCACCCCAAAGAAGAGGUCAUCCAGAGGAGGCCUAACUGAAACCCUCAAAGUUCUCCAAGAUCAGCAAGUUGGGGACAAGGUUUCCACUGAAGUUUCCACAGACCCUCAUCUGAAAGAUGGCACCAACCAAGAAAACAUCCAGCGAUCUCUGGAUAAAACCCUGGAGGUGGAGCCCAAGCAGGACAGCAGCCUGCAGCAAAGCAAAACCGCCUCCCCCUUCGGCGACCUGUAUCAAAUGAUCAAACAGUCCCUGGAUGUGAAGACCCCUCGGAAAUCUUCUGCCAGUGUCCUUCAAACCCCCACCUCCAGGUUUUGCACUCCAAGACCUGUUUCUGUCAGGAAAAAUGAGGGCAAAGCUGUCCUUUCAACAGAAGACAAGAGCACUCUCCAGAAGGAAGAAGCUAAAGUCUCUGCUGUAGCUGAGGAAACCAAGGAGGCUGAAAAUGUUGGUAACACCACCCCAAAGUCUGCUAAGAAGCAGAGAAGGUCCCUCCAGACUCCUUCUACCGAGAUGGCCGCACCUGAAGUGAAAGCAGCUGAAACUGCUGCCCAGUCUGAAGAGACUACUCCCCAGAAGAGAGUCCGUACACCCCCCCAGAGGUUUACAUGUGAGGAGUCGCCUGUGAGACGAAGAAGUAAGGAGGCAACACCUGCUGUUACUAAGGAACAAGAAGAGACCUCUCCCAUAACAGAGAAAGUGAAAGGGAAGUCCAAAAAACGCAAAAGUGGAGAAGUCUUGUCCGACAUGCCCGUACCAGAUAUGAAGAGGAAGCGUGUUUCCUUCGGCGGCACACUGUGUCCUGAAUUAUUCGACAAGCGUCUUCCUCCUGAUUCUCCAUUGCGCAAAGGGGCAACACCGCGUUUGUCCAAAACCAAGAAUUCCCUCCUGAGACGAGCAUCCGCCAGUGGCUUGUUAGAGUUUGAAGAGGAAGAAAGUCCUGCAAAAAAGAAGACUCCUGCAAAGAAAUCACCCAAAUCCAGGACCCCCUCUCCCAAGGCUGCAAGGGGAAGGUCUUCCUCUGUCGAUGGAUCUCCAGCAGUCCUGACUCCGAGUGUCCAAGGGCGUUUCUCUGUGUCACGCAUCAUCACACCAUCUCCUGGAGCAGAAGAUGUUGUUCCUGUUACUCCUAAAGUAACCCAGAGGAGGAGGAGCACCUCACGGGAGACUCCAAGUGGCGCAACAUUAAUGCGCAGAAGAAGUGGCAUUUCACGGGCAUCUAUGAAAGUCAACAAUUCCUGGGCAGACAUUGUGAGAUUUGGACCAACUAAGCCUCAAGUGUUUGCUCCAGUUAUACAUAUGGUUACCAAAAAGACAACAAAGGCGGCUGUGCCCAAACCACAGACUCCUGCGAGAAACAUCAUGGGCCAUGGCAGCACUGGCCACGUGGAUUCCCCUGUUACCAUUGUUGUGGGCAGAGCUCAACAAAGAGUUGUUCCAACUGGCGCUGCACCAAGACUGGUCCCCAAUAUUGCACUCCUUAAAAAGAACAUGAAAAUGGACGAGGACUUGACUGGAAUUUCUGAAAUGUUAAAAACCCCUGCGGCGGACAAGAAGAAGAGAUCUGUAAUCAAUGAGAACAACGCCCCAAAGACUCCAGUGGGAGCAUCUGUGGUUGAACCAUCAGUGCUGAACACACCAGAGGAAUCAGGUGAGAUGAUGGUGUCUCCACUGACCGUGUCGUCUUCAGUGAAAGGCAGAAGCUACAACAGUGAAGCAGUGCAGCGCCUCCUCAAUGAUGAAGAUGAAGAUGAAGAGUCUAGCUGCAUCAGUGAAGUGCCCGUCUCCAGCGAGCAGCAGUGCACAGAUCUGAAGAAGACCUCCGCAACAACUCCCAAACAGAAGCCAGAACUACCAGAGUGUCUCACCGGAGUGAAGAGGAUCAAGAAGACGCCAAAACAGAAGUCCGAGCCAAUCGAAGACCUAAGAGGGAAGAUUCUGAAAACUCCUAAGCAGAAGCGUGAACAACAGGAAGACUGUCUCACCGGAGUGAAGCAGAUGAUGGCGACUCCUAAACAGGAAGCUGUAGAGGACAUCAAGGUGGAGCUGCUUACAACUCCCAAUGAGAAGGUUGAACAACAUGAGUCCAUCGCCGUCGUUGAGAUAGUUUGUGAGACCCCACAAAAGGAGACUGAACCCAUCGAAGACCUCCAAGAAAAUGUCCUGGAAACUCCCAAAGCUCCAGAAGCAGAAGCCACACGUGUGGAUGAUGUUGAGGAAAGUGCAGAGACACCGGUGCGAGAAUCUGAAGAGCCAUCUGAAACGACCGACAUGUUAAGUGCGAGCAGUGGGGCCCCAGCGGAACUUGAAGACCUCACUCAGGCUGAAACAGUUGAUUAUACUUGUUGUGAAGUCAAAGCAAAAGAAGAGCCACAAGAUGAUGUGCCAUCAGAGGUCAAGGAUGUUCCCGAAGUUAUCGUGGAGAAAGCAGAUGCAAAUGAUGUCGUCGACGAUGAUAUUGAAUCAUCAGAUGCCGCCAAAACUGUCUCUGAAGCCCCUGUAGAUGAGAUUGUAGCUGUGGAAGAACCCAAAAUGGAGACUGUUGAUGAUGAUGUAUCAGAAGAACCAGAAGUGGUCACAGUAGAUGAGAAGGUUACUGAAGAACAACCUAUGGAAGAUGCAGUUGAGAAGGUAUCUGAAGAAGAACCAGAAGUGGUCACAGUAGAUGAGAAGGUUACUGAAGAACAACCUAUGGAAGAUGCAGUUGAGAAGGUAUCUGAAGAAGAACCUAAAGUGGAAACUGCUUCUGAAAUAGUCACAGAAAUGGACACGGCUUCCUCAAAGCCCGACCAGAAGAAAGAAUCUGUUCGAGGCAGAAGGACCAAGACGGUUGAACCUGAAGAAGCUGAUGGUCAACAGGAAGCAGUAGAACAAUCUGAAGAGCCUGUCAUCCCUACACCAUCCAGAGGAAGAAGGGUGAAGAACACUGAAGCUGCUGCCCCAUCCGCUGUCAAGCAAACAAAAAGAGGCAGAGAUGCUAAGUCUGAAGAAAGCCAAGAUGUUGAGCUCCCAGUUGAGGAAAGUGAGCCUCUUCCCACCGAAGCGGCUCCUAAGCCUAAACGAGGAAGCUCUGUUAAAAAAGCUUCUGAGGUCCAAGAGGUUCCCCUCGUCAGUGCCACAAACAAGCUCAAACGUGUCAGGAAGGGAAAACAAGCUGCUGAAGAACCUGAGGAAAAGCCAGAACCUGAGGCUGAAGAGAAGAGUGAAGAAGAACCAGCUCCAGUCAGAAAAUCAAGGGGGGCGAAAAAAGAAGUAGCCCAAGCCGUCUCGGUGAAGAAAACCCGUCGAGGUGCAGCUCCAACCCUCAAGGAGACGAGCGAAGAAUCCACAGUUUCAGAGCCGGCACCAGCUCCAGUUGAGCCGGUCAAAAAGGGGAGGCGGGCAGCAGCAAAGCCCGCCACAGUGACUAGCGAGCCAGCAAAUCCCUCUGAAGAUUCAAGCAGUGCUGUUCAGGAAGACGCAAAAACACCCAAAAGGAAGGGAAAAGAAGCUGCUGUAGAACCAGAGGCAAAGCCUGAGGCUGAAGAGAAGAGUGAAGAAGAGCCAGCUCCAGUCAGUAAAUCAAGCAGGGCAAGGGGGGCGAAAAAAGAAGUUGCCCAAGCCGUUCCAGCGAAGAAAACCCGUCGAGGUGCAGCUCCAACCCUCGAGGAGACGAGCGAAGAAUCCACAGUUUCAGAGCCGACACCAGCUCCAGUAGAGCCGGUCAAAAAGGGGAGGCGGGCAACAGCAAAAACCGCCACAGUGACUAGCGAGCCAGCUAAUCCAACUGAAGAUUCAAGCAGUGCUGUUCAGGAAGACGCAAAAACAUCCAAAAGGAAGGGAAAACAAGCUGCUGUAGAACCAGAGGCAAACCCGGAACCUGAGGCUGAAGAGAAGAGUGAAGAAGAGCCAGCUCCAGUCAGAAAAUCAAGGGGGGCGAAAAAAGAAGUUGCCCAAGCCAUUCCAGCGAAGAAAGCCCGUCGAGGUGCAGCUCCUACCCUCGAGGAGACGAGCGAAGAAUCCACAGUUUCAGAGCUGGCACCAGCUCCAGUACAGCCGGUCAAAAAGGGGAGGCGGGCAACAGCAAAAACCACCACAGUGACCAGCGAGCCAGCUAAUCCAACUGAAGAUUCAAGCAGCGCUGUUCAGGAAGACGCAAAAACAUCCAAAAGAUCCGUCAAGUGGAACGCAGACGUGGAGGUCCUUGAGGUUCCAAAGGCAACACCUGUAAAGGCAGUCCGAAGCAGGAAGUCAAAACUCUGCACCGAAACUGUGUCAAUGGAUGCCGACAAAACUGAAGAGAAGAAUCUCUCAGACAAAGUUGUUGAAGCUGCGCCCGUCAAGAGAGCCAAGCGAGUGGCAAAGGUCGUUGUUGAAACUGCGGACGAGGCCGAGACUUCAAGCAAGGUGGAAAGUGUUGAGACUGAAGCACAGCCUAAACCCCGCAGAGCAAGAGUCGCUAAGAAAUAAAAGCAUUUGUAGAUUGUCUUAAUCCUUAUUACCUUUUUUCCCUUUUAAAGUCUUUUUGUACUUUGUCAUUUUGUAUUAGUCAAUGACAUUUUAGAAAGUAUUUUUAAAAAUGAAGCACUGCCUUUCUUUUCAUUAAAGCAGGGAAUUUUGUUUUGACCAUUGAUUUCGUUACAAGUUGUGUUUACCACUGGUUUCUGCAAAUAUUUGUAUGCCGAAAAAGGUUAUAAAUAAAUAAAUAAAUUGGUUUGAAUGAAAA